Molecule: messenger RNA, 3083 nt
Organism: Leptopilina heterotoma
Lineage: Eukaryota; Metazoa; Arthropoda; Insecta; Hymenoptera; Figitidae
Gene: Acsl
Product: long-chain-fatty-acid--CoA ligase 3
Exons: 9
Coding region: 408-2555 (715 amino acids)
Biological process (GO): neuron differentiation; long-chain fatty-acyl-CoA metabolic process; long-chain fatty acid metabolic process
Cellular component (GO): plasma membrane; endoplasmic reticulum; lipid droplet
Molecular function (GO): palmitoyl-CoA ligase activity
Source: RefSeq, a predicted model, not a curated record
CUGAGGAUAAAUGUUUCAGUCGCUCGCUGACCGUCCCGGGCUUCUGGUCGCGACUAUUCUUGUGAUAUAUAUAAAUAUACAUAUAUGUUUUUUUCCUUUUCGUAAAUCCUAUUUCUAAACCACACUUUCGUCUUUCUCAUCUCUUCAAUCUUUCUAUCUAUUUCUCUUUUUCUCCCUUUCCUUUUUACUAACCACAAUAUUGCAAUUCAGUGAAAUCGGGUCAAAAAAGGACAGAAAAAAAUACAAGAGAUAAUUAAAAAAUAAUAAAGUUAAAGAAGAAAUAAACUUCCUAGGAUUCUUUAUAUAUUUGAAAAAGGUUUUUUUUGGCUGAGUUUCCAGAAGAAGUUAAAUUAAUUACCCGCAUCCAAAAGAAUCAGGAAGUAAGAGUACCAACAUAAGACACCACCAUGAUCGUGGACGACAAACAGGAAAUGAACAGUUUUUGGAUAAGUGGUGCGAUCCAUGCAAUUAAGGCCUUAUCUUACGUCUAUGACCUUCUCACAUUUCCGGUUUAUUUGAUCCUACAACGGCCAUGGGGAAAAAGAAAAGCCUCGAGGAGAAUCAAGGCGAAACCUGUGGCAAGGAGCGAGCACUCCAUCACCUACAGGAGUAUCGAUCCACCAAGAUCGAUACACAUUCACCUAGAAUCACAUAAAAUCGAUACAAUGGAGAAAAUGUUGAAAUUUGUUGCCAAUGAGCACAAAAGUAAACGGUGUCUUGGCACGAGACAAAUUUUAGCCGAGGAGGAUGAACUCCAACCGAAUGGUCGAGUUUUUAAAAAGUACAAAAUGGGUGAGUACAAAUGGAAGUCAUUUAUGGAGGUGGAAAAAUUGGCGUCGUCCUUCAGUCGUGGUUUAAGAGUACUGGGUCUAACGGCAAAGAAGAAUAUUGUAAUUUUUGCUGAAACAAGAGCCGAAUGGAUGAUCGCUGCCCACGCGUGCUUUAAACAAAAUCUCAGUGUCGUGACAAUUUACGCAACUCUUGGUGACGAUGCAAUCGCACAUGGCGUUAAUGAAACUGAAGUUGAUACCGUAAUAACUAGCCACGAAUUACUGCCAAAGGUCAAAAGGAUACUUCCACGUCUGGCGGAAGUGAAGAAUAUUAUUUAUAUGGAGGAUCAGCUUAAGCCGACUGACACUAGCGAUUUUAAGGAGGGCGUGAGACUGAUUCCAUUCCUGGAAGUUAUAAGUACUGGCAAUGCCUCAGAGGCUGAAUUGGUAUCGCCUAAAGGUGAGGACACGGCGAUAAUAAUGUACACUUCCGGUUCGACGGGUGUUCCUAAAGGAGUAUUACUCUCGCACAAAAAUAUGAUCUCAACAUUGAAGGCAUUCUGCGAUGCAAUUCAUAUUAGAGAUGAUGAUGUAUUUAUGGGUUAUUUACCGCUUGCGCACGUCUUUGAACUUCUUUCCGAGAGCGUUUGUCUUUUGACAGGAGUUCCAAUUGGUUAUAGUUCACCUCUUACGAUGAUUGAUUCGAGUAGUAAAAUACAAAGAGGCUCCAAGGGCGAUGCUUCCGUCCUUCAUCCCACUUGUCUCACUGCAGUCCCAUUAAUUCUAGAUCGAAUUUCAAAGGGUAUCAAUGAAAAGGUUAAGAAAUCCGGAGUCUUUAGACAGGCGAUUUUCAAUUUUGCUUAUGAGUAUAAAUUAAAAUGGACUAGACGCGGUUAUGAUACGCCAUUCUUUGAUAAAUAUAUUUUUGGAGCUGCCCGACAAGUUUUGGGUGGUAAAGUGAGACUCAUCUUCUCGGGAGGUGCACCUCUGAGUCCUGACACUCAUAUGCAGGUGAAACUCUGCCUUUGCGUUCAGGUUAUUCAAGGUUAUGGACUCACUGAGACGACAUCGUGUGCAACUGUCAUGGACAUGAAGGAUAGAAGUUCUGGAAGAGUCGGAGCACCAAGUACAGUGUGUGACAUCCGUUUGGUGAAUUGGGAAGAAGCCGGUUACAGAGUAACGGAUAUGCCACAUCCAAGGGGGGAAAUUCUUAUUGGAGGUGAAAAUGUGUCCGACGGUUACUAUAAAGUUCCAGACAAGACGAAAGAGGACUUUUUCCAUGAGGAUGGACGACAUUGGUUCCGCAGUGGAGACAUUGGUGAAGUUCAUCCUGACGGUUGCAUCAAAAUUAUAGAUCGUAAAAAGGAUUUAGUUAAACUUCAGUUUGGCGAAUACGUUUCACUUGGAAAAGUCGAGUCCGAAUUGAAAACCUGCCCUCUAGUGGAGAAUAUUUGUAUUUAUGGCGAUGCCAGUAAAACAUACACAGUGGCGCUUGUUGUUCCUAAUCCACGUAGUCUUGAGGAAAUGGCGAUUAAAUUAGGUAUCACGUCGACGAAUCUUGAAGAUCUUUGUAAUGAUCCAAGGAUCGAGAAGGCAGUUCUUGAGGAACUUGUCGAGCAGGCCAGGAAAUGUAAAUUACAAAGGUUCGAGAUUCCGGGUGCAGUGAAACUGUGCGCGGAACAAUGGUCACCAGACAUGGGCUUAGUGACCGCAGCCUUCAAAUUAAAACGAAAAGCCGUGGAGGAACGUUAUCAGCAUGAAAUAAGUCGCAUGUACGCCUCGUGAUGUUGCCGACCGUACGUGAAAAAAAAUUUGUGAUUUGUUGACUGAAGGAAAAAAAAGAAAGUACCAUCAUCACGACCUGAAAAAGAAAAAAAAAUUAUUAACACGGUCGUCUGCGAUCAUCAAAUAGUCAAUUGCACGUAAUUAAAAUUUGACCAUUUUGAUCGCAGUCUUAUUUGAGAACCCCAAACAGAAAAAUAAAUACUCUUGAUAUAUUUUUUCCCACACACAUAUAACGAAUUUUAAAAUCUCAAUAUGAAAUAAAGGAGGAGGGGAAAAAUGGAUUUUUUGAGACUAAAAUUUUUUUCUCAAAAAGCCUGGAACAGUUUGGUUCUCGUGUCUUCCAGCCAACUCGAGCUUUCGGGCUUUUUAUUGUCAAAAUGUUUAGAAAAAAAAAUCGUGCAUACCUCAUCAAUUAGAUCAGAAGAAGGAAAAAUUUUAAAAAUAUGCUUUUCCCCUGCGCACACGUGUAUAUAUAUAAUUGUAUAUUUAAUUAUAGAUUUAUAGAUCGAUAAAGAAAAAAACAAAAGA